AAAUUUUUUUAAAACACAUUAUAUUUAUCAGAUGUCGAUUGUUUCUAAACAAAGAAAGUAAAUUCUAGCUUAAAAUUUAUUGUCGCAAAGAUCAUUUAAUUAAGAAAUAAAUAUUAACAUUUUAUCGUUAAAAUUAUAGAUUAAAUAACAUUAAAAAUGACAGCGGUAGGAACACAAAUAGAUAGUGACAAAAGACUAAUACAAUUUGAAACUUAUGAAGACUAUUUGGAUUCCCUAGUAACAUUUGUUGACCUUGGAUAUUUGGGAAAUCUCAAUGUCGCGCGUAGAUUAGCUGAACUUGGUUAUCGUUGUACGAGCGAAACACUCGACGAAGAAACAUUUUAUCGUCGUUUGGAAGCUGUGAAAAAUUUACUUUUUCCAAUUUAUAGACCGUACGAGUUAACAUCGGAACAUGUGAUACCAAGGGAUAUGAGAAAUCUAUGGAGAGGAGAAGUAGCUCUCGAGCAGCAUUUACCUCAAGAACAAGGAGUUUACGCUCUAGAUGAACAUUUCGUGAAGAUCAAAGAGACCGGUGAAAACGAGGAGAUAGCUGUUUCAAAUCUAUUAAAAUCGGAAUCUUUCGAACUAGUUCGUAGCGGUACGUUGGAAGACGAGGGCUCGCUGCAGCCUGUGAGAAAGCAUCCCGAACCACCAGCAAACGCAUCGUCUCCGGAGCAUUACCGACAGGGGAGAGAAAUGGUAUCGAUCGUUGGCGCUUAUCAACAUGAAAGCAAUGAAAACCUCGACGAGUAUUUCAAAGCUGUGGGUGUACCAUACAUUCCACGGAAAAUGAUGUGCAUGUCCAGUCCGCGACUAGAAAUAUCGAACAACUGCGAUAAAUGGACUAUUCGCACCAUUACGAUGAUUCGUACGGCAGAAGUGACCUUUACUCUUGGCGAAGAGUACGAAGAACAUAUGCCGGCAGGAGUUAUACUGAAAAAUGUAACUACAAUGGAAGGAGAUAAUUUAGUGACAGUUUCAGUCGGUCCAGAUAACAACAAAGUAGUGCGGAAGUACGAAAUUACAAAGGAUGGUGUAGUGUUGAUAAUGACCCAUGAAAAGAGUGGCCAAGUAGGAAAGCGCUAUUUUAAGCGCCUUUCGUAAAGCUUAGUUACUGUUUGAACUACAAAAUAUUUGUAUACUUGGAUUCCAUAUAAAUUCCAUUAGCUAUUAACAAUUAAGUUUUCAAUCGCUUUAUGCGCUUUAUACGCAUAUUGCACCUAACAGUAACUUGUUGAUAACACAAUCUGAAAGCAAGCACACUUCAGAUGGUAAAAAACCUAUCAUACAAAAACGGAAGCCGCACGGAAAAUGCGUACAGUUACGAGAAAGCAAAAUUCGCCGGAUCAAUCGUAUAUGUUCCGUCGUUUCAGCAUGCGCCCUGCCUACCUUUAUUGCGUGUCACGUGCUACACAAUAUAUAAAAACACGGAUAAAUAAAAAUUAUCUUAUAAUAAAUAAUUAAAAUGUGA
Messenger RNA from Bombus impatiens (common eastern bumble bee), 1471 nucleotides. Its product is annotated as sodium/calcium exchanger regulatory protein 1. Gene Ontology annotation, biological process: fatty acid transport. Lineage: Eukaryota; Metazoa; Arthropoda; Insecta; Hymenoptera; Apidae. The transcript is spliced from 5 exons. Bases 157 to 1104 code for a protein of 315 amino acids. Gene Ontology annotation, molecular function: fatty acid binding. The record is from RefSeq and is a predicted model, not a curated record. Gene Ontology annotation, cellular component: cytosol; nucleus.